CGUCUUCCAAAGACCCCACAGAGCCAAGAUGGCUGCGCCCGUGGCGGACACCGGGGAGUUUGAAACUUGGUUAAAUGAUCGUUUAGACUCUUUGGAUGUGGAUCGUGAGGUAUACGGGACCUACAUUGUAGGAGUCCUGCGAGAAGAGGAGAGUGACGAGGAGAAAAAAGACGCGCUGCAAGGGAUUCUCUCAGCGUUUUUGGAUGAGGACUCUGCAGUUGACGUCUGCCAACAGAUCCUCACGGAGUGGGCGGAGUAUUGCAGCCGAUCAGCGACCAAGCGUACUGCUUCUGAUGUGGAGGUCCAAGCCAUCGCCACUAUGAUAGAAAAACAGGCUCAGAUUGUGGUCAAACAGAAGGUGUCGGAGUCUUCGAAGAAAACAAAGGAAGCCCUCCUUGCUCAGUAUGCCAAUGUAACAGAUGAAGAGGAUGAAGAUGAAGAUGAGGAGCAAACAAGUGGAGGUAACAUUCCUGGAAAUGAUAAAUCCCUGUUCAGGAACACCAAUGUAGAGGAAGUUCUGAACAGACAAAAGCAAAAGCGCGAUCAAGCUCGUGAAGACGCCCAGAAGAAGAAGGAAAUGGACAAGAUGCAGCGAGAGAAGGACAAACUCGCUAAACAAGACAGAAAAGAGAAGGAGAAGAAGCGUACACAGAAAGGUGAACGCAAAAGAUAAAAGCCAGAUGAAAGGACACUUUGACAUGAAAAGGUUCUGCAAAAAGAAAAAAUGGAAAACGAUAAUUGCCUUUUUUUUACGAGACCUCGACGCCUGUAGUUUGAGAAUAUGGAACAUGUCCCACCGUCCUUGUCAGUUAUGUUGUGCAUUUCUUGAGUAUCUGUAAAGAACAAAGUUCUGGAUGUUGUCAAAGCUCAAAGUCCUGAUGAAUUAGUUUUUUUUUUUUUUCUGUUCCUGGACAGUGAAAAUUGAUACAAAAUACUGUCUUAUAGGGAAAAAAGCUGCAAAUCUUUAGUUGGUGGUAAUAAUCUCCAACAAGGCUUUAAUAUUUGUUUGUUUUUGUUUGUUUGAUGCAUGAUAUCUCAAAAGCAUAUGAACAGAUUUGUAGGGAGACUAGAUUGAGAUCAUGUAAGAUCAUUUUUUUUUUUUGUAUUUUAUUAUGCAUCUCAUUGAUUCAGUGUAAUUUGUACUUUAAUGGGGAAAACACCCCCAACCAUACGUUAGCAAAACAGUCCUUACCUGCACUCCAGGCUGAUUAAGGGCUGUUUGUUCUCUAGUUACCACCACCAAAAGCAUUUUUGUUGCCAUUUAUCUGUCUGGUAAUUAGUUGGUUCACCAGCAAGAUGCCACAGAAUGAUAUCAAGAGAUCUCAGUGCAAUCUGGUGGAGAGCUCGAGCCUGGGAGAAGCAAGAUCUGAUUCAGUUUUUGCAUGAAACCAGAUCAACAAGCAGCUUUUGCCUUUGAUCUUGGCUUCUUUGAACCUGAUCAGGAGGUGGAUCCAGAUGAGAUUACAGCAUCAAAGCCACCAUCAUUUCAGGUCCAAUUUCAAUGAGGCGCAAAGAUCGGGCUCUACCUCUCGAUCCUGAUUAUGUUGGUUCUAGUUGCAGAAUGAAACCCAAACUAUGGUAGGGUGGUUAGAGUUAGAGAGAUGGCAGCUAACCAUCAGGAUCAGAACUCAAAUGUCAGCAUCAAAGCUGAGUGUUCCAAAUCCUGUGCUUGUAUAUUCAUGGAUAUAUUAGGCCAGAUGUUGAUUUAGUGGACAAAAAUGUAUGGUCACACAGGAAUGUUACAGAGUAGACUGUGGUUUGAGUUCUAAGUGUGAACUGGUGACAUCUAAUUUGUAAAGGAA
Messenger RNA from Thalassophryne amazonica, 1802 nucleotides. RefSeq names its product coiled-coil domain containing 43 (gene ccdc43). Lineage: Eukaryota; Metazoa; Chordata; Actinopteri; Batrachoidiformes; Batrachoididae. The coding region runs from base 29 to 673 and encodes 214 amino acids. The transcript is spliced from 5 exons. The record is from RefSeq and is a predicted model, not a curated record.